Molecule: messenger RNA, 933 nt
Organism: Trichoderma aggressivum f. europaeum
Lineage: Eukaryota; Fungi; Ascomycota; Sordariomycetes; Hypocreales; Hypocreaceae
Exons: 4
Coding region: 1-933 (310 amino acids)
Biological process (GO): translational initiation
Cellular component (GO): eukaryotic 48S preinitiation complex; eukaryotic translation initiation factor 2 complex
Molecular function (GO): ribosome binding; RNA binding; translation initiation factor activity
Source: RefSeq, a predicted model, not a curated record
AUGUCUUUAACAAACUGUCGGUUUUACGAGGAGAAGUAUCCGGAGAUUGACAGCUUCGUGAUGGUCAAUGUCAAGCAGAUUGCCGAGAUGGGUGCCUACGUCAAGCUACUGGAGUACGACAACAUAGACGGCAUGAUUCUGCUUUCUGAGCUGUCCCGAAGACGUAUUCGAAGUAUCCAGAAGCUGAUCCGAGUCGGACGCAACGAAGUUGUGGUGGUUCUCCGUGUGGACAAGGAGAAGGGAUACAUCGAUCUGUCAAAACGACGUGUUUCGCCCGAGGAUAUCGUCAAGUGUGAGGAGCGCUACAACAAGAGCAAGAUGGUCCACUCCAUCAUGCGACACGUUGCCGAAAAGACCCAAACUCCCAUCGAGUCUCUAUACGAGAGCAUAGCCUGGCCUCUGAACCGCAAAUACGGCCACGCUAUUGACGCCUUCAAGCUGUCCAUCACCAACCCCGAGGUGUGGGAGGAGAUUCAGUUCCCCAACCAGGUUGUCGACGACGAGCUGAAGCUGUACAUCAGCAAGCGACUCACUCCUCAGCCCACCAAGGUCCGUGCCGACGUCGAAGUCACCUGCUUCGGUUAUGAGGGUAUCGACGCUGUCAAGACUGCCCUGCGAACCGCCGAGGCCAAGAACACAGAAUCGAUGCAGGUCAAGGUCCGACUUGUUUCGCCGCCACUUUACGUGCUUACUAGCACAUGUACCGACAAGGCACAGGGCAUCACCCGUCUGGAGGAGGCCAUUGUCGAUAUCCGAACCAGCAUCGAAGCAGCUGGCGGCAAUCUCACCGUCAAGAUGGAGCCCAAGGCCGUUACCGAGAGCGAUGAUGCCGAGCUACAGGCACUCAUGGAGAAGAGAGAGCGCGAGAACGCCGAAGUCAGCGGUGACGAGAGUGUCAGCGACAGCGACGACAACAUUCCCGAGACAAUCUAA